Fundulus heteroclitus (mummichog) is the source of this 5347-nucleotide messenger RNA. RefSeq names its product URB2 ribosome biogenesis homolog (gene urb2). The coding region runs from base 104 to 4909 and encodes 1601 amino acids. Gene Ontology annotation, cellular component: nucleolus. The record is from RefSeq and is a predicted model, not a curated record. The transcript has 12 exons. NCBI's taxonomy places the organism in Eukaryota, Metazoa, Chordata, Actinopteri, Cyprinodontiformes, Fundulidae. Gene Ontology annotation, biological process: ribosome biogenesis.
CACCGCCAGGGGGCCGACAACCGCCCGACACCCAGGGAGAGAACCGAGAGGGUGACGCUAGAUUCACCUGGACGGAGCUGGAAACAGAAACAACAAAGCAGCCAUGGCUGCCAUAUACUCAGGUAUCCAUCUGAAGUUGAAGAGUCCACAGACUCCGUGGGAAGACAGGCUGAAGCUGGCCCGCUUUGCCUGGAUCUCCUCCCAGUGUCUGCUGCCCAACAAAGAGCAGGUUUUGUUGGACUGGUGCACCCACGCCCUGACAGUCUGGCACAAUAAGAAGGUGAAGUUCUCCCAGGAUGUCUUGGAAGGCCUGUGGUGCUAUCUGGAUGAAGUAGUCCACAGUCGCAAGCUACAUUCUUUAGUCAAAGAGGGAAAGACUGUAACUCUGAGGCUCAACAUGGCACAGCUGCUGCUGGACCACCUGCAGGACUGCACACAGGGCCGACCGCCAGUAUCUCUGGCCACCAUACUGAGUGUGUGUCGGGGGAUUCUUUCCUCUCCUGCUCUUUCAUCUGUGUUUACCAUAAAGUAUGAACUGAUGGUCAAUCUUCUGUCCAAGUUCUGCUUGUUGGCUUGCCAUGAGAUACAGAAGCAGUCGCCCCCAGAACGCCAGAAUGCUGCUAAAGCGGAGGAUCUUCAGACUGAACCUGCAACCGAUCUGGAGUCCGUCGCCGAACCCAAGAAAGAGCAACCCUCGGCUAAUCUGUUUGAAGGCUUGCUUCAGGUGCUGACUUGUUACUUAUCAGUGCAGCGGCAACAAGCCAACCCAAACAGAGUCUUCAGUCUGGUCACCAACCAGCUUUUCCAGCCGUUAGUGCUGCUCAGAUACCUGCUGACCUCUCAGGACUCGCACAGCCUUAUCCGUCAGCCGCUGCGCAGAGACGUCCGCACCAAGGUCGACUCCAUCCUCCAGUUAGCUCUGUUCCCCUCCGAGCUGCUGUCGUCCUACAAGGCAGAGCUCUUCCCACCCAAGGAGGACUCUGGGAAACGUGGUUCUGGUGGGGCGAAGGGGCCCCUGAAGCCCGUCAGCGCCUUGCUUUCCAAUCUGAACGCCCAGGAUUACUGCGAGCCGUCUCUGCGUUACCCUGUGAAGUCCGACACGUCGUCCCUAAUGUUCAGAUUCUUUCUGGAAAGCUACGGGAAAGGAAAAGAGGACAGCGAGGAGGAGCAGAGGAUGUUGUGUUUCUAUUUUCUAGCCAGACUGGUCCCCGUGUUAGAUCUUCAGGUUGACGGCGGCUCCGUUUCCCACGAGCAGAAAUGUCCUCCAGCCUCCACCGGCUCCCCGCAGAGCUGGGGCCAGGCUCUGCAGUCUCUGGAGUCUCUGCUGAACCAGGCGCUGGCAGCAGACAUCUAUAACAUCGCUGCAGACAGGAUAAGACACGGGGAGGUCCAGCUCAUCUUUUACAGAAAUGUGGCAAAAAUACUCCUUACUGAAGCACAGCCAAGCAUACCGUCCUGGUACCGGUGUUUAAAGGUGCUGUUGAAUCUCAAUCAUCUGAUUCUUGAGCCAGACUUGGAGCGGCUGCUGUCCUCGGCGUGGGUAGACGCUGAGAACAUGGAAGCACAAGUUCAGCGGGCCAGACAGCUGAUGGUGUGCAGCCUCCUCCAGACCUACACCAAGCUCCACCAGCUACCUCACCUCUUCACUUCGCUCCUCUCUGUGAUCUGUCAGCCGGCUCUGGAUGAGCGCCGCCCUCCUCUGCUCUCUGAGGGCGUGUCUGCUUCUCUCAGGACUUGUCUUCUGGACUCGUCGCCUUCUCAGGUCCUGGAAAUCUGCUCACUGGUGUUGCAGACCAUCAGGACGCGUUUGCUGCCCGACCUGGCGAACGAGGAAAGAGACGGAGAGGCGACGGAGAUAGACGGCAGACGCCAAAACAAAGAAGCCGCGUCUCUAAAGCUGUCCAGCCUCUGUCAGCUGCUCCAUGCCGUUUUAUUCAACCUGAAAACUCUGGAUAAUUCUUCCCCGGUUCUUCUCGUCAGGCAGGGCAAAGGCUUCAUGGAGGAGAUGAAGCAGACUAUCAACGACCUGCUACGUCUGUCUUCAAAGCCAAACUUGACUUCUGGUAAGAAGACUCCAAAGAAAGGCAGAAAGAAAGCGGUAAAAGCAUCUCUGUGGGAAGAGAAGACCCAGGAGGCCACUCUCCUGCUCAGAUACACCUGGGUGGAGGUGGACGUCCUCUUCCACAUCCACUGCAGCAAAUACACGUCUCUGGACUCGUUCCUGACAGCCGCUGAAGACGAGAGCGAAGCCUCUCCUCUCCUGACCCACGUGGAGAGGCUCGUAUCCGGGGCGAUCCUGCCAGCACACCUGCGUCCGUCUCCGUCCCGCAGCCCCAUGAGCUGUCUGCUGCUCAAACUGCUCACUCUGCAGCAGAUGAAAAAGGUUUUACUGGACAACGCGUUACUGGCCGAAGGCAACGCCGCAGCCCUGCUGACGAGGGCGGUCCGGUCCAUCGUAGCCAAGUCGGAGACGGAGGGGAGACCCGCCGGAGAGCAGGCGUGGGACGGUCAGCUGGGCAGCGUAAACGCCAGCACAUACGCCGCCGCGCAUUGGUACGUCGUCGUCUCAAACCUGCCUCUGAUCGUUCUCCACCUGAGCGAGGAAGACGUCAGCCACAUCGCCCGGGUGUUGGUGGCCUCGCUGAUGCGCGGAGACGUGGAGAGAGCCGAAGAUCAGCCGCCUGGAAGCCUGAGCGUCUCCUCCGUAUCCUCACAGCUGGCUCUGAGCAAAGUCUUUCCAGAGCUGCCCUCGCUGUUCUCUGCCACGGUUCGCGCCGUAGCGCGGAGGAUUGUCGGCGUGCUCAGAGCGGGACGCGCACCCAAAGCCCGUCCUUCCUUUCUGGUGGUCUACGAGAAAGAAGCCGCAUCGGUUCCCUCAGAGGUCGACGUUUGCCGGCCCGUUUUCUCGCCUCUGGUCGUCGAGGCCAUAGUUGAGGAUAUCUCUGCGUCUACUAAAGCCGGAGAGGCGUUUGUGCUGCUGACCCACGCGCAGACCAAGGAGCUCCUGAACGCGAUCCAGAUCUUAACAGACCUUAAUCCGGACGGGAUGAACGCCCAGGAUCUUUCCUCCACCUUCCUCCUCCUCCUCUUCGUGUUCGCCUCCGCGCAGCCAGAGCCGACGGCCGCGGAGCCGCUGGGAUCCGGAGGCGACGCUCCGUUGUUGGGGAAGCUGCUCGGCGCGCUGACUCGCCUCCUGGACGGAAACAACUUCCAAAGUGUUCUGAAGGUCAUCCACGGCGGGACUCUCCUGCAGACGACUCUGUCGUCUCUCCUGUGGCACGCCGGCUGCAGAAAGCCCGCAGCCACAACCGGCUCUGAUUGGCCGGAUUUAGUCAGUGCAGCGCAGGCCUUCAUAAGAUCAUUGGUGCAGAUGAUUAUAACCAGAAACAGCAGCGUUAGACUCAACCUGGACCAGUUUGCUUCCUACUUGACCGGUAAGGAAAUGGUGAGCAGGCAGAACGAGCAGCCCGGCUCUGCGGCAUCCAUGCUGUCGGUUCAUCUUCUCCUGGCCUCUCUGACCUCCUUCUCCCAAGCUAUAAUGUCUAACAUGGGGAGAAGCAAGGUAAUAGAUGAGACUUUAACAGAAAUACUCAGGAGGACGACGUCUUUACUCGGCCCUACUGUUGAGUCUGCCCUGAAGCCCCAAAGGGACUUCUGCGAGGCGGUAACCCAGCCAGCCGGCGCCCUCAGCCAAGCUUUUAUUGUGGAGGUUGUGACGGUGAUGCUGCAGUGUGAGCUGGCCUCGCUGUCGGCGGCGCCGGAGAACAGGCAGAUAGGCCCGACUCACAUGAACCUUUAUCAGGCCAUCUACCAGCAGAUCCUGAGAGAAAUGAGCUCUGCGCCGAGGCCCAUCGACUUCCUGGUCUGCUCGCUACGUUUCCUGUCAGCGUUUUACAAAGCGAUGGAGAAGAUGGGAGAGGAGCUCUACCUUCAGAUAAUACAGAGUUUGAACCGACUCCUAAAAGCUCCUUGGCUGUCGUCUACUGAUGCUGGACAGCUGGAGCCUGCAGUGAAGGAGCUGUUGCGCCACCUGGUGGAGAAAAGUACCACAGAUCAGUUCAACGUGCUUCUGUUGAUGAUCAGAGAAGGCCUGGAUGUUCGCAAGCUGGGGGCAGGAAACUGGAAGGAGGUUCUGUCAGCCGUAGUCAUGGUUAAGCUGCUGUCCACCUGUCAGCUACCAGAGGCCUGCUCGAAAGCUCUGUGGCUCAUCGCUCCGCAGAUCAUUUCUGCCAUGGUGUUCUUGGUGAGAACGUCCAGCCAGGAUCUCUCUCUGACCCUCCCUUUUACCGUUCCUACCGUGACGUCGUUGACGGCUCUGUUGCGCCAAGGCGAGGGGCUGAUUCCCAACCCUCAACAUGUGGUUCAGGUCCUUGGAGCGCUCCAGUCGCUUCCCCUCGACCACCUGAGUCCAACCGUUUACCAAUCUGCGUUCCUGGCCGUCCACGAAGGGCUGUUCGCCAUCAUCAAGUGUCAUCCCCAGGUGAUCCCCAAGGCGGCUCCAUCCUUCCUAAACGUUUUCUAUCGGCUGGUGGCGUCCGUCAUGCAGGAGGGUCGGCAGAAAGGCGACACCGAUGCAGGUGCCGACUGCGACGUGUAUUUGCAGUGCUCCAGGCUGACGGAGAGGAUGUACUCUCACAUCGCUGCCACACCUCAAAGCUUCACUGCACUGCCAGCCUUUAUGGUGGCUCAGUACGUCACGGAGCUGCAGAAGGUUACGCUGCGACCAGACGUCAAACUGCAUCUGACUGAGGGCAUCUACUGCAUCCUGGACCUGUGCAUGGAGCAGGAUAUCAAGUUUCUGAGAGCCGGGCUGCCCGCAGGGGUCAGAGAGGUGUUCAACGAGCUGCACAGCAACUACAUCCACUACCACAAAACGCAGAGACAAGGAGAGGACAAGUACACCGUGUGAUUCUCCCAAAACAACCUGAUUUAAAGACAAAUGAUGUGCCAUAAUGUCACGUAGAACUUUAGAAAGGUUAAAAGUUUGACGUUACAUUUCUUUUUCUAUUUUUGAUUCUAACACAACAGUCAAAAGACGUCAGGGUCACAGCAAUUCCCUUCAGUUUAAAUCACGUCUACAAACAUUUUAACUGAUCAGGCUAAGGGGCCUGUGAUGUUUUUGCUUUAGAAGACAGCUGAAAUUGAAAUAUUUGACUAUAGGAUUUUUCUAUCAGAUCUCCUUUUAUAAAAAUCUGUAUAAUUUAUGUUUUGGUUUUUUGUUAUCUAAUUAGUAAAUAUGAGUUGUAACCUAUCAAUACUUAUAUCAAGAGUUUUCUUCGUCUGUACCUUUGCCUUGUUUAUAAUGUAUGUUAUUUUCAUUGAAUGAAAAAAUAAAGUUUUAAAUAAA